CGUGUGGUGGACUGGUGGUUGCGUUGCGUUGCGUUGCUUCGAGUUGGAGGUUGGAGUUGGAGUGGGCCGCGUGCGAGAGGAUCUGAGCGGAUAGGCCAUGGAGUGGAGUGAUUAGCGGUUGCUGGGUCAGGAGAAGGCGGCGUGUGUUUUGAUCCUACUCGCGUUUGAGGGGCCCCGAUUUCGAGCGGGUGUUCAGUUUUGGUGCCGGAUUUCGAGCGGGUGUUUAGUUUUGGUUUUGGGGACAAUGGUUUUGGACUGCCUGAUAUUCGAUUCAUAGGUUGGUCAAACGCUUUGGAGUAGAGAUUUUUUUCCCGGAAAACAAGAGCCAUUUUUCUAGUUGUGCUACUCGUCAAUCAAUCCAUGGAAGCUGAACUCUGGAAGAAGAAACUUUCCUAAUUAGACCCGGUAUUUCGUGGUUGGCCGUUGGCGUCUAAAGCGCGUUUUAGUUUAAAUAUAUGAACACAUUUUCCUGUUUACUCCGCCCAAAAUCUUUCCGCUGGAUCUACUUGUGAAUCGGGUUUGUUUGUUUUUUACCUGAGCUAUUCUUGUUGAUUUAGGAUUUCGAGUCGGCAGAUCCAAGGGAACGCCGAAUUUUGCCUGAUUUCUUCGCAAUUUUUGGUCCGAUCAAGAGGCUCCUAGCCUUUUUUUUUUCCUCGCGAGAAGCAAGGGGGUCUCCCUUUUCUUCUUUCGCUAUGUCCAUGGCUUUGAGCCGCUUCACGCAAUGGCUGUGGCCGGGGGGCGCCGCGGCGCGGGUGGACACCCACGAGCACCCCAGUGGGGGGCUAACGAGCUCCUCCUUCCCUGACUUCCCCUCCGGGUUCCGGGAGCCCGACACCGUCACGUUCUACACCGGCCGCCAGCGCGCGCGCCCGAGGAGGGUCAGGAAUCGCCGCCGCAGCCGCGGGGAGGCCCGUGUCGACCGGGAGUACGACAUGGUCAUCGUCCCGUCCGACGGCGGUGGCUGCCUGUCUGGCUCCGACUCCGACGACUCCGACUGGUCCAUCGGCUGGCUCGAGCCACAGGCGCCGGAGCUUCAGACGGACGGCGACCCCGAGAACUGCUUCGCCGUCCUCGUUCCGUGUUACCGCCACGGCCGCCAGGAGCAGCAGCCACGGAGGCAGGAGGGCAGGUUUCUUGGCGCCGGCGCCCUCACCGAUGGUGGUCCCUCUGAUGGAAAGAAUUUUGUAGAGCAGUGGCUUUCUUCUUUCCAGAACUAAUAUCGUCAGACCUCUCCUAAGCUACCCUGUAAAUAGUAUCACUCUGUUUUAGUUCUACUACGUUUGUCCUAGUCGCACAACGUAUCGAUGAAGGAAGACAUGAAAAAGAAAUCUAAAAAGAAAAAGAAAAAAAAGAGGAGCAGUAGAAUUUUGAUUUCUGAAGCAGCACCAAUUGGAUAUGUCCUUCCUGAGGGUCCCAGGUUAUUCUACUCUUGCCAAGCAAGGCGAAAGCUGAGCUGCACAAACUGCGCGCCGUCGAGAAUGAUUUUGCCGUCCUGAUAUGUGCUGAGUGCUAACACGUAGAGAUGAACUGCUAUUCCAUUGUUAAUUUGUCCCAUUUGCUUGGCGACCUCGGAUUCUACUGCCUGUACAGUGUUCUUGCAGUGUAUAUAGUCUUGCGCAGGACUACUGCAGUUGCGCGAUUUUUCAGUGUGUGUUGGUACGUGUGUCGUAUUCUUGUACAUGGAACUGAAUUUCUGAUGAAUGAAUCUAUCUGGUGUAUAUAAUUUUUGUGAC
This is a messenger RNA of Zea mays, 1733 nucleotides long. RefSeq lists its product as uncharacterized. The coding region runs from base 693 to 1217 and encodes 174 amino acids. Lineage: Eukaryota; Viridiplantae; Streptophyta; Magnoliopsida; Poales; Poaceae. The transcript has 2 exons. The record is from RefSeq and is marked predicted.